AUGCGGUUUAGCCGAGUUGGACACGACGGCGCUGUCGACGAUGACGAUGACGAGGAGGAAGGUCCACCGAGGCCUCUUCCGAAACAUGACUACAGGGCCAUCUACAAAUGGUGGAACGACGAGUACAGACUGGUUGUAGUCUGCAUCCUCGGCGCCAUUGCCCUAGGCAUCAUCUUCGAAAAGUUUGACCAGAGAGUAGUGCCUCAGCUACGUGGAAACUUCGAUUUCGACGUCAUCAUCGUGGCCAUAUUCACUUGCGUCCGCGUCGCCAUGAGUGGUAUUGUCGAAUCUUCCAUCAGCCAGGCCGCCUGGAUCUGGGUACACCUCGCCUGCAUCGGUGCCCUGAUCGUCAUCCUCACCCACGGACUUGAAGCCUCUUCGCAACAACUUUAUCGGUACGAGGGCCGCCCGGUUGUAGUCAAAAGCCACAAUAACCCCCCCGUUCCGGCACCCCCGAGAAGCGACCUGUAG
Colletotrichum graminicola M1.001 is the source of this 471-nucleotide messenger RNA. RefSeq lists its product as uncharacterized. NCBI's taxonomy places the organism in Eukaryota, Fungi, Ascomycota, Sordariomycetes, Glomerellales, Glomerellaceae. The transcript has 2 exons. The record is from RefSeq and is a predicted model, not a curated record. The coding region runs from base 1 to 471 and encodes 156 amino acids.